CGGCCCCUGUAGAGACUCUGUUGGCUCUUCUUCUCAAAAUCCUGAAUCGCGUCAGACAACGUGUAAACUCUUGUGAUUAUUUCAGCAGUGUAACAGGUAAAACAGCAGACACUGAGCAGCGCUGCAGACCCAAAGAAACCGCACAAAUGUCCGCAAGUGGGUUUGAAUCGCUGGAGACCUCUCUGGAGUCGCACCUGCCAGAGGCCGAGCUCGCAGAGGUGAAACGCAUUUUGUUCGGAAGGGACACAAAGAAGUUGGCCCUCCCCGAAAGCGCUUUGCAUGCAGCCUCUGAGCGUAACUUUGAGCUGAAGGGUUACAUGUUUGAAGCUGGACUGGAACAGCUGAGGCCACCCAGAAGGAUCCGCGUGGGACUCAUUCAGAACUGCAUUGUUCUGCCCACUGAUGCCCCCGUCUUGGACCAGAUCAAUGCCAUGCAUAGUCGAAUUGGUGAAAUGGUUGAGGUAGCAGCCAUGUGCGGGGUAAACAUUGUCUGCUUUCAGGAGACCUGGAACAUGCCCUUUGCUUUCUGCACCCGCGAGAAAGAACCAUGGACCGAGUUUGCAGAGUCUGCUGAAGAAGGAAUGACCACGCGCUUCUGCCAAGAGCUGGCCAGAAAGUACAACAUGGUAGUUGUUUCUCCAAUUUUGGAGCGAGAAGAGCCGCACAACACUCUGUGGAACACAGCGGUGGUGAUCUCCAACUCUGGAAAUGUGCUGGGAAAGAGCAGGAAGAACCAUAUUCCCAGGAUUGGAGACUUUAAUGAGUCUACAUAUUAUAUGGAGGGCAACACUGGCCACACAGUGUUCCAGACACAGUUUGGGAAGAUAGCGGUGAAUAUCUGCUACGGGCGGCAUCACCCUCUCAACUGGUUCAUGUACAGCAUGAAUGGAGCCGAAAUCAUCUUUAACCCCUCAGCUACUGUUGGAGCUCUGAGUGAACCAAUGUGGCCUAUAGAGGCCAGGAAUGCAGCAAUAGCUAACCACUGUUUCACUUGUGCAAUCAACCGUGUUGGGACGGAACAUUUCAAAAGUGAAUUCACAUCUGGUGAUGGAAAAAAAGCCCACCAUGACUUUGGACACUUCUAUGGAUCCAGUUAUGUGGCUGCUCCUGACGGCAGCCGCACCCCGGGGCUCUCUAGGACCUGUGACGGACUACUGGUGGUAGAAAUGGAUCUCAACCUGAACAGACAAAUCAGCGACAAAUGGAGUUUCAAGAUGACUGGGCGGUAUGCUGAGUAUGCAGAGGAACUCGCCAAGGCUGUCAGACAUGACUUCAAACCAAACAUAGUAAAAGAGUAGAUGAUAUUCCACUAUAGUCCUUAAAUGUAUGAAACACACCAAGCUAAGGCCGUUUCUUUUUGUUUAACAUUCUGUGUUUGUCAGAUUGGUUCCACUGUGUUGUUUCCGUCACUUUAUCACAGAAAAGCAAAUUCAAAGUCAAACAAAGGGCCUGUUCAUUAUAGGUGAUAACGAACUCAUUUAGCAAACCAAGAGUAAAACAAGUGAUUAUUUGCAUAAAUUAAAGGCAUUCGGACUCGACGGUGAUCCUUACUGCUUACCAAGGAACCAGUGAUCCAGCUCUUUCCCAUUUUAGAUGUGAUGUUUGUGUUUUAGCUGAUUCAAGCUAACACUGCUGCUCAUCUUUCUGCCACUCAGUGAGUGUAACUGCGUUCUGUGACAUCAUGCGCAUACCCUCUAUUGAAUUGACCAAGGGUUUGUUUUAUUGCAUAUGAAUUAAACUUUUAUAAAUUUAUAUAAUAUGUAAAAUAAGUUAAUAAAAAGUUGAUAUCAUUAAUUUAAA
Micropterus dolomieu (smallmouth bass) is the source of this 1800-nucleotide messenger RNA. It is a transcript of the gene upb1, whose product is annotated as ureidopropionase, beta. Gene Ontology annotation, molecular function: beta-ureidopropionase activity. NCBI's taxonomy places the organism in Eukaryota, Metazoa, Chordata, Actinopteri, Centrarchiformes, Centrarchidae. The record is from RefSeq and is a predicted model, not a curated record. The transcript is spliced from 10 exons. Bases 147 to 1298 code for a protein of 383 amino acids.